AUGUUUCAAGAAUCUCAAAUUGCAGAACAAGAACAACACGUGAAAAGAGAAAUAAGGUCAAAGAAAAUUUUUGAUAAAUCAGUUCCAGAAAAGAAAAGUCAUAAACCUUUAAAUGGACUACUCUUGGAAAAAGAUAUAAGGUUAAAUAGAAAAUAUGAGAGAGUUCCAAUUGAAAAAGAUAUAAAGAAUAAGGGAACUGAUGAAUCUGUCAAAGAGGAACAAGAAGAUAGUGUUAGGAAAACAAGGGAUGUCACCGGAACAAAACAAGCAAUCUUAAGAAUGGGUUUUAGGUCAAUUUUGCAAGUGAAUAAUACAAGUUAUCCGGGACAACUAAGCUACUAUCUUUUAGAUGUGUAUGAUACCGAUAGUAGAAGACUUGUCCUACAAAACUCUGUUAUUAAGAUCACAGAACAGACAAUGCAUGAUAUGAUGGGGUUGUCAAUUGAUGGAGAAGACAUCAAUGAAUUGCCGUUGUAUGAUAAGGGAAAUCAAAUUCUGGAAGAAUGGAAAGGACAAUAUACUGGUGAUAAGUUCAAUGUUGAGGAGUAUUUAAGAAGGAUUCAGGCUACAACAAAAGAUAGUUUGAUGUUUACGCUAAAUUUUUUGACCCUUUUCGUUAAAAACUUCAUAGAGUCAAUGUUGAUGGGGACAAAUCAAAUCAAAGUGUUAGUAUACGUGUAUAACAUGAAGUAUGCUAUAAAGUUAGGUAAAAGGCUUCCUUUUAAUGGGCAUAUUACUGGUGCUAAUUUAUUAGAGAUUCAACGCUUUGAGAUCAGUGUUGGAGGGUUCGGUAGGCAAUUUUGGGAUGAGCAUGAGGAUGUGGAUAUGAAGGAUGAAACAAGAGGUGAAGAGGAACAAUUGGUCAGUUUUAAGAGGGAUUUUGGAGAUGAGGAGGCGUACGCUGCUCUUUUAGAGCAUAGUUAUGGGAUAAUUGUAACCGAAAAACACACUAUGGAAGUUGCGUUGAAGGAUGGUUUGGAAAAAUUACCUGAUAGUGUGGUGCUGAAGGAGUGGAUGGAAAAGAUGAAUGAGCAUUUUAUGGAACUGCAUGAAGGGGAAAACAACAAAAAAGUGCAUGAGUCGGAGGGUUAUAAUAAUUAA
This is a messenger RNA of Lactuca saligna, 1101 nucleotides long. The record is from the annotation of a GenBank genome assembly. NCBI's taxonomy places the organism in Eukaryota, Viridiplantae, Streptophyta, Magnoliopsida, Asterales, Asteraceae.